Solanum verrucosum is the source of this 1615-nucleotide messenger RNA. Its product is annotated as pentatricopeptide repeat-containing protein At1g05600. NCBI's taxonomy places the organism in Eukaryota, Viridiplantae, Streptophyta, Magnoliopsida, Solanales, Solanaceae. The coding region runs from base 30 to 1541 and encodes 503 amino acids. The transcript has a single exon. The record is from RefSeq and is a predicted model, not a curated record. Gene Ontology annotation, molecular function: protein binding.
UCAGAGUUGCAUCAAGUUUGCUGGUGCUUAUGGGCAUAAGAUGGCCAAGGAUUCUAACACCAAAGCAGCUCUCACAAAUAAUACUGAGCCAGAAGAACCCACUAAAAGCGCUUCAAUUAUUUGACGAAGUAAAAUGCAAGUAUCCAACUUACCGUCACAAUGGUCCUGUUUGUGGCACUAUGAUUAAUAUUUUAGGCAGAUCAGGUAGAACAACUGAGAUGAAGAGAAUAAUUAAUCAGAUGAAAGAGGACUCGUGUGAGUGUCAUGACUCAAUAUUUGUGAAUGCCAUUAGAAGCUAUGCACAAGCUGGAUUAACAAACGAAGCCAUUUUUCUUUUUAAGUCUCUUCCGGAGUUCAAUUGUAUAGAAUGGACAAGAUCUUUGAAUACUCUUUUGGAGAUAUUGGUAGAAGAAUCUAAGCUAGAAUCUGUUUAUCAGUUAUUCCUUGAGAACUCUUGUGGAUGGGAAGUGAAGUCUCGGGCGCAUUUCUUGAAUUUGUUGAUGAAUGCUCUUUGUAGAAUGAAACGCUCUGAUCUUGCAUCGCAUAUUUUCCAAGAGAUGAGUUACCAGAACUGUUAUCCAAACAAAGAGAGUUAUAGGAUCUUGAUGAGGGGUUUAUGUGAAGAAAAGCGGCUCAAUGAGGCUACUCAUCUAUUGUACUCAAUGUUCUGGAGGAUAUCUCAGAAGGGAAGUGGUGAAGAUGUGGUUGUCUAUCGAGCUUUAUUGGAAGCGUUGUGUGAUAAUGAAGAAGGGGAGGAGGCUAUACAAAUUCUUGGUAAGGUAUUGCGAAAAGGACUAAAAGCUCCGAAAAGAUGCUACAAGCAGAUUGAUCUUACUCAAUGCCGGAAUGGAUCAGAUACAAAAAAUAUGAAAGUUUUGAUUAAUGAAGCUUUGAUAAAAGGCAUAGUUCCCAGUUCAGAUAGCUACAGAGCAAUGGCUGUUGACUUUUACGCCGAAGGCAAGAUUGAUGAAGGUAACAAAGUGCUCAAGGAAAUGCAUGACAGAGGCUUCAAACCAUCAGUGGUGAUUUAUGAAGCAAAGGUAGCUGCUCUUUUCAGGGAUGGCCAGGUUGAUGAGGCAAUUAUGGUCAUUGAUUGUGAGAUGGUGCAAAAAAACUGUGUUCCGAAUAUUAGAUUGUAUAAUGUAGUUAUAAAAGGCCUAUGCCAUGAAAGAAAAUCUACUUGUGCUAUAAAGUAUUUGGAAAGGAUGUCUAGGCAAGUAGGUUGCGUGCCAAACUAUGAAACUUAUGAAACUUUGGUAGAUGGGUUAUGUGAAGAUGGUAAAUAUGUUGAAGCAAGCAAGGUGAUGGAGCAAAUGUCAAUUAAUUCCUUUUGGCCUAGAGUUGGAACUUUGAAUUCUCUUAUCCGAGGUCUUUGCCAAGUAGGUGAUUUACACAGUGCUAUUAUGUGUUUGGAGGACAUGAUCUCUCUAGCCUUGACUCCAGAUAUCCAUGUGUGGCAGUCAUUAUUAGGUGCAAUCUGUUGUGAAAACGGUAUGAAUGAGGCUUCUUUGAAGACACUAGAGCAGCUACAGACACCUUAGCAUAGUCUAUAACUACAACUGUAUUGCUGGAUUCCCCCCUAUUUCUUUUCUGGUAAUAAACCUUUUUUGCUUAA